GGACGGACGCGAGCGGAAGCGCGCUGCCGGACCGGCUGGGCUGCCCCGCACUAAGAUGGCGGCGGCCGGGGCUCGGCGGCGGCGGUUGCUGCGGCUGCUGAUGCAGCUCGGCUCGGUGCUGCUCACGCGCUUCCCCGGCUGGACCGGCCUCAGCGCCCUCAGGCUCUUCGCGGAGCGGGCCGACGCCCGCAGGAAACCUGACAUCCCCGUCCCAUAUCUGUACUUGGACAUGGGGGCAGCGGUGUUGUGUGCCAGCUUCAUGUCCUUCGGGGUGAAGCGCAGGUGGUUUGCACUGGGAGCUGCUCUUCAGCUGGCAGUCAGCACGUACGCGGCGUAUAUCGGGGGCUACGUGCACUACGGUGACUGGCUGAAGGUGAGGAUGUACUCACGAACCAUAGCUAUCAUUGGUGGGUUCCUGAUCUUGGCGAGUGGGGCUGGUGAGAUCUAUCGUCAGAAGCCACGGAGCAGGUCCCUGCAGUCCACCGGGCAGGUCUUCCUCGGCAUCUACCUCAUCUGCGUGGCCUAUUCCCUCCAGCACAGCAAAGAGGAUCGUCUGGCUUACCUCAACCACAUCCUGGGUGGCGAGAUCACCCUGCAGCUACUCUUCAUCCUCUAUGGGGUGCUGGCCCUGUCGUUCCUGUCCGGUUAUUACGUCAGCACGGCCGCCCAGAUCCUCUCGGUGAUCCUGCCCCUGGUCAUCCUGUUCAUUGAUGGGAACCUCGGCUACUGGCAUGACUCCCGGCGCGUCGAGUUCUGGAACCAGAUGAAACUCAUCGGGCAGAACGUUGGUAUCUUUGGGGCUGUCAUCAUCUUGGCCACGGAUGGUUGAGAUGGGAUAAGUGGGGGCGGAUAGGACAGGCCUCGGGGAGGCUCUCCAGUUUGGGGGAGGGGAUGGGAUUCGGUUUUUUUAAAAUCACCAUUAUUUAUUCUUUUUUUUACUAUUUUUAAAAAAUUCCUAGUUGAUUUUUCCCCUUGACAGGCCAGGGGCCUCAGCAGCUGCCUCCUUUUCGAGCACGCUAGUCCUUCAUCGCACUUUCAGAUGUUUUAAGCACAGCCCUAUAGAAUCUCACUCUUCUGGCUCUGUGUAGCAGCAGAGGGGAGGGGUCUCCCUGGACAUUGUAGAACAGGGUCAGACUAGCUCAGUGGGUGUGUGAGCAGCGUAAUUCCUCCACUGAAAGGAGGAGUGGAUCCUGGAAGCUUGGGAGUCCCCCUGGGGAGCCAGAUGAUUGGUUACUGGAAAGACGCCGACAAUGAACUGAAUGGGGGACUUCAAAGCCGCCCCUUCAUCGUCUGUGGUGAACUCUGCACAUUGGUUGCAAUGUGUGUGUGGGGGGGUGUGUGUGGUGGGUGGGGACGGACAACGGUAAUAAUAAGCUAGCUCUUAUUUAGUGCUUUGCAUCAGUAGAUCUCAAAGCUCUUUACAAAGGAGGUCAGUGUCAUCAUCCCCAUUGUACAGACGGGGAAACCGAGGCACGGAGCAGGGACGUGACUUGCCCAAGAUCACCCAGCAGGCCAAUGUCCAAGCCAGAGUAACCGUCCUCCAUUCGUUACUUAAGCUGGUUCUCACUGUGCUUCUAACUACUGCCUGUGGAAUUUCAUGGGGUUACAAAGAAACCCUGCUCCCCGAAAGGAUGCAGUGCUGCGGAGAGGAGCGAUUUCAAAGGGGAACAGCCCUCAGUGCUCUUGAGAGGGAGAAGGAAGCUGCUCCGGAGAUGAGAAGGGAAUAAUUUUGCCUCUUGCCCCGCUCCCGCUCUGUGUGCAUCCGUCCAUGCUGCCUCCAGUCCAUCAUUGGAGCACGCGUGUGACUCAGUUGUGCAUUGCCUUGUCUCCUGGCACAGCCCCAUGGAGGGAGCAGAUGGACACUGCUUUACAACGGGACAGUCCUGCCUGCCAAAGCCUGGGGGAAUGAACAGCUUCACAGAGGGGAGCUGCUACCCAUCCCCCUAUGAGAGGGGGAAUUUCCAGAGUGCUGGGGUGGGGUGACUGAGUGAGGAAGGGAAGCUUGAAACGGGGGAAAAGUCCAGUUCCCAACCCUCUGAGGAUCCCAUGUCUUACAACCCUGGCCAGUGAUGGUCAGCGUCAGGGACUGGGUGGGAGACCGCGCUCCAUGUUCUAAGGUGACAUGCUGCCCAGAGACAACUUGCCUUUGUCCCAUAAGGGCCUCCUGCCACCAGGCUGGGUUUGUCUUUGGUUGCAAGGCCAGCUGGCAUGCAGGAUCUCGCUAGCGCUAGCGCCCUGCCUGCCUAAGGAGAGCUCUCAACCACGGUCACUCUCUCAACUGCCUAGAUCAAGCCUUCCACUUUGACCUGCUGUUGCGUCUUCCCUAUUUUUUAAACCACUUUCCCCAUCAUGUAUUUCUGAUGAUUAAAUGAGAAAAGGCUUUUAACUCCA
Molecule: messenger RNA, 2391 nt
Organism: Mauremys reevesii (Reeves's turtle)
Lineage: Eukaryota; Metazoa; Chordata; Testudines; Geoemydidae
Gene: TMEM101
Product: transmembrane protein 101
Exons: 4
Coding region: 56-829 (257 amino acids)
Biological process (GO): positive regulation of canonical NF-kappaB signal transduction
Source: RefSeq, a predicted model, not a curated record